Pisolithus orientalis is the source of this 318-nucleotide messenger RNA. RefSeq lists its product as uncharacterized. The transcript is spliced from 2 exons. The record is from RefSeq and is a predicted model, not a curated record. NCBI's taxonomy places the organism in Eukaryota, Fungi, Basidiomycota, Agaricomycetes, Boletales, Pisolithaceae. Bases 1 to 318 code for a protein of 105 amino acids.
AUGCAUAAUGUACCGGGGCCGGUUGCCGGGAGGCGGUCACUCGAGCAGGCCUGGGGCGCAUUCGAAUUCAACACCUUUGCUGCUCUCCGCGUCACCAGUGCGAUCGUACGUUCUGUGAUCAAACGACGUGAAGGUCUUGUCAUCAACAUCGAACUGGGGACAAUGGUCAACAACACUAGUACGACGCCAUUGAACACUCUGUAUUGUGUCGCAAAAGCUGCGCUACGUAGCAUUGCCGGAGCCAUUCGGCAUCAACUUAGUGAUGCUCGUCGUACCGGGCGGUGUCGAACCCAACAUCUCCAAAGGCCAAGUUCUUAA